AUUAAGUGAAGUGCAGUCAGUGGUACAUAUGCCACCCAAUUAGCUCAAAAUGUUAAUAUUAUUUUUGACGGGGUUUUUGGGGUUAGCCAGUGCGCAAAUUCUUCAAGAUGGCCAAUGCGAAAACAUAGCUUUACAAAAUAAUUUUGAAUUAGACAAAUUUACAGGAAAAUGGCAUGGAGUGCGUGGCAAAAGUAUUUUGCAAAAUGGUGAUUGUUCCUACAUAAACAUUACACCGACUAGUUAUGGUAACUACCAGUACACAGUUGAAGUUAGCUUUGUCGAAGCUAACAUCCGAAAAGAAAUCCGGGGUACAGCAGUGGCUGAGGGUUCGUCAGCGAGUUUUAACUUUACUCUCGAGGGUAAAAGUACUGACUUCAAUGUUAUCAAUACUGACUAUGAUAACUAUGCCUUAGUGUAUAGCUGUGAAAAUGUGGGAGACCAACAAAGAAACGUUUACAUCUGGGAGCUUGCAAGGGAGACAACGUUUUCUGAUGAAAUUGUUACCAGUUUUGUGGAGCAAACAAUUGCUUCUAAUUUUGGAGUAACGCCAAUGGAUCUGGACAUCACGACUCAUUCCGAAGCUGUUUGUAAUGUCGGAAUUCUCAAUCAGCCUGUCAUCUUACCUGGAACGUGUGAUCAGACUGUUCCAUUUAUGGGAAACCUUAAUUUAUCCAGGUUUUCUGGCGAAUGGCGUCUAAUUGCAUCAUACUAUAACGAGAGGCAAUCCGGCGGAUGUAACCACGCUAUUUAUACCGUUCAAAGUAAUCGUCUAGCCAUAGAGAAUAGACAUGUUUUGAACCGGGAAUUACUUACCACAUCUGGAACAGCUGUGUUUGCAUCAAGUGAAGAAAAUGGGAAAUUACGAGUUACUGUUGGUUCUAAUACACGUGACUUUUGGAUUAUUACUACUGACUAUGAAUCAUAUGCUCUCGCUUACAGCUGCGAAAACUUAGCUAACAACCAGCAAAGAAUUUACAGUUGGAAACUAAGUCGCGAAAAUAAGUUAUCAGCGCAAGCUACCACCAACAUUGAUACCUUUGUCAACCAAAUAUCUGUAUUGGAUAAUAACCUAUACAUAGCUACUGAUCAAUCCAGCAGAGCGUGCUUCUAUUACCCUGCCUUAUCACCAAACGAGCCAGUAAUUCUUCCUGGGCAAUGUGACCAGGAUAUUCCGGGCGUUAGAAACUUUAACUUAGCAAGAUUUGAAGGAGAAUGGCUGCUUUUAUCGUCUUAUUACAAUGCACGUCAAUCAGGAGAGUGUAAUAGGGCCACAUACACAAACAGAGGAACUACCAUGGGUAUUGUCAAUAGUCACGUUAUAAAUAGACUCCGAAGUACAAGUACUGGAACUGCAUCAACUACAGCUGAAAGUGGCAAACUUGUUGUGAAUGUUGGCACAAAUCCACCAGCACCAUUCUGGAUACUAGCCACUGACUAUCAGAAUUAUGCGUUAGCAUACAGCUGUGAAAAUUUACCCAAUAAUCAACAAAGAAUUUCCAGUUGGAAGCUCAGUCGUAGUGACACCUUUAACGCACAAGAUAAUGCAAUUAUGAAUGAUGUUAUUAAUAAUAUCGAUGCUUUGAACAAUCGUUACUAUAAUGAUGUUGAUCAGACUGUGGCAUGCUUCCAUUAUCCAGCAUUAUCCAAAGAUGAACCAGUAAUUUUGCCGGGACAAUGUGAUGUUAAUGUCACAGUUGUGCCCUCCUUGAGCUUGACAAGAUUUUCGGGAGAAUGGCGUCUCAUUUCUUCAUACUACAACGAACGUCAAUCUGGAGAAUGCAACCAUGCUAUUUAUACCGCUCAACAGAAUGGUCUUUCUUUACAAAAUAGACACGUUGUCAAUCGACAGUUACUUACAACCUCUGGAACAAUUCAGUUCGCUUCAACUGAUAGCAAUGGAAAGCUACGGGCCACCGUUGGUUCUAAUACACGUGAUUUCUGGAUUUUGAACACUGAUUACGACCACUACGCACUAGCCUAUAGCUGUGAAAACUUGGAGAACAAUCGACAGAGAAUUUACAGCUGGAAACUAAGUCGGACAAAUACAUUAACAGCAGACGCUAAUGCAAAUAUUAAUGCAAUAAUCAACACAGUGGAUGCUUUACAUGAACCAUACUUUACAAUCGCAGAACAAUCUUACAAUGCCUGUUUCUAUUAUCCCGACAUCCAGGUCAACGAACCAGUAAUAUUCACCGGACAAUGUGACGAAAACAUUCUUGUUACCAACAACUUUAAUUUGGAGAGAUUUUCUGGAGAAUGGCGCUUAAUUGAAACAUAUUACAACGAACGUCAAAGUGGAGUUUGUAAUAGAGCAAACUAUGCUGUACAAGGAGAUACUUUAAAUAUUAUAAAUAGUCAUGUUGUUGGAAAUAGAUUAUUAACCGUAACUGGAACCGGCAGAUUCGCUUCCCAAACAGUUAGGGAUGCAAAGUUGUUGGUAACAGUUGGAACCAACUCAAGGGACUUCUGGAUUCUUGACACCGACUAUGAUUCUUAUGCGCUAGCAUAUAGUUGUCAGAAUUUAAACAGCAAUUCAUACAGAGUGUUCAGUUGGAAAUUGAGCCGCAACAAUUCACUGACCGAUGAAGCAAUCGUAAAUAUCAACAGAGUUUAUGGUCGCGUGCCUACAUUGAACGAUCGCUACUUCUCUAAAGUUGAUCAAUCUGCAGCUGCUUGCUUCUACAUGCCUGAAGUAGAUGAAUCGAAACCUGUCGUCUUUAAAGGACAAUGUGACGAAACAAUACAAGUUAUUAGGGACUUUGAUGCAAAUAGAUAUAUGGGACAAUGGUAUGAUAUUGAGUCCUAUCCUUCAACUUUCCAAUACGGGACUUGUAACUCAGCCUUCUAUUCGCGUCGGGAUAACUUUGUGGACGUUGUAAACACCCAAGUCGUCAACCAAACCAUAUCAAUUAGACAGGCCGUCGGAAGUUUUGUUGAAAAUGAACUGACUGCUAAACUCAGUUUGAACUUUGGAUCAACUCCCAGGGACUACUGGGUAUUAACUACUGACUACAGCACAUACGCUCUUGUCUACAGCUGUUUAAAUAUUGAUGGAGAAAACAUGCAAGUUGGAGCUUGGAAAUUAAGUAAAUCACGACAAUUAACACAAAGUGCACAAACAGCUAUAAAUAAUGCAAUGGCCAACAUCAGAGUUCUGGAUUCCCGGUACUUUAUUAGAAGAGACCAUACUAGUGCUGGGUGUACCUUCAACAAUGACAUACAACGAGGGGAUCCAGUAAUUCUUCAGGGAACUUGUCCGAUGAAUUUAUCACCCGUGGCCAAUUUUAAUAUUACACAAUUUGUGGGUACAUGGUACGAAGUUGAAAUAUAUCCCACAGAACUAUGGGGUGGACAGUGUUCCUUACAAGAGUUUUUCACAGCGGGCACCGACAGCUUAAGUUUUACCUCAAGGAGUGUUAACAAUCAAGAAUUAAUUGAAAUUUCUGGUACAGCUUCUAGAGUUUCCGGAAGCGGAAAUGGACAAUUAACAAUCACACUUGAAACCAAUGCUGGAAGAAUAAGUGUUCCAUUUACGGUUCUGUCUGUGGAAUAUCAGGACUAUGCUUUAGCUUAUGGAUGUGUUCAAUUAAAUUCCAACCUUCGAAGAGUUUACAGUUGGAAACUUAGUAGAUCAAGGACACUAUCCAGUAACGCUAAUACUGCAAUUAACGCAAUUGCAUUAACAAAUUAUGAUUUAGUUAGUGGGUAUUACGUAAAUGUUGAUCACUCUGCUGCCGGAUGCUUCUUUAUACCUGACAUACCAAAAGGUCAAGCGGUCAUAUUCCCUGGUCAAUGUGAUGAAAGUAUUCGCGCCGUAGAUAACUUUACUUUAGACGGGUUCCUUGGAAGAUGGCGUCUCAUAUCUUCUUAUUACACACAUCGACAAUCUGGUGAAUGCAACCAAUUAGAAUACUUCAGAGAAGGUUCCACGAUACGAGUUCGGAACAUGCAUAUCACGGACAGUGAAUUAAGUACGGUGUCAGGUUCAGCCACCGUAUCUGCUGAUGGAACUGGGAAACUCCGAGUUUCUAUAUCGUCUCGAACUGUUGAUUUUUGGAUCCUAGCAACUGAUUAUCAAAAUUACGCUUUGGCCUACAGUUGCAGUAAUGUGAACGAAAAUCAAAGGAGGGUUUACAGCUGGAAGCUUAGUCGUAGUACAUCCUUAAGAGAGUCGGAUAAAACCGAAAUUAACAAAGUAGUGGAUCAAAUAAAUGUUUUAAAUGAACGCUUUUACGAAACCACUGAUAAUUCACCAGAAGCCUGCUUUUAUUACCCUACAGUAGAUUCCAGUCGGCCUGUUGUCUUUGAAGGGCAAUGUAAUGAAAAUAUCCCUGUUGUUAGAAAUUUCCAGUCCAAUUUGUUCCUAGGAGAAUGGUACGAUAUCGAAUCUUACCCAUCUACUUUCCAAUAUGGUACAUGCAACACUGCUAGAUACAGCGCAAAUGGAAACAACAUAUUAGUGAACAAUACUCAAAUAAUCGACGGUGUUGUAUCAGUGAGGGUAGCGGAUGGAGUGUUCCCUGAAGGCAAUAAUGUUGGAAAACUUAAGGUUAACUUUGGCUCAGCCGACAGAGAUUAUUGGGUUCUUGUAACCGAUUACACCUCCUACGCCUUAGUUUACAGUUGCCUUAACUUGGAUGACAAGACAAAGCAAGUGGGAACAUGGAAGCUGAGUAGAAAUCGCCAAUUAUCGGAAACUGCACACAACGCUAUAAAUUCCACUAUGUCAACGAUAAGAGAACUUGAUCAGCGGUUCUUUAUAACAAGAAAUCACACAGAAGCUGGCUGUUUCUACCAUCGCGAUCAAUCACAGACUUCAGUUGUUUUUAGUGGAAGAUGUGAUACUACCGUUCCCGCCGUUCCUAACUUUAAUCUUACAGCGUUCCAAGGAGUAUGGCAUGAGAUUGAAGCAUACCCCAGUGAAAUGAUGACAGGUGAAUGCUUAUCUCAAGAAUACAGUCAAAGCUCGGGAUCAUCACUUAACGUGAUACAAAGAAACGUUCGACAAGAAACACUGUUUGAGAGGACUGGUGUAGUAACACAGACUUCAAAUGAUAACAGCGGAAAGCUACUGAUAACGGUUCAGGGCGGUCUUGGAGCAACUAUUCCAUUCUGGGUUCUUAGCACAGACUACACCGACUACGCCUUGGCAUACGGUUGCGUCGACUUAAUUAAUAAUGAAAGACAAGUCUACAGCUGGAAGUUAAGUAGACACCAACAGUUGUCUACUGCUGCCAAUACCCAAAUAGAGAAUGUUAAAGCAACUAUCCCAGUCUUGGACAGCAGGUAUUACAACAAAAUUAACCAGUCGGCCGCAGCCUGCUUCCAUCUACCUGACUUCACACCUGGAGAAUCUGUAAUCUUACCAGGGCAAUGUGAUCUUAAUAUUCCAGUUGAGAGGAACUUCGAUGCGCAAAGAUACUCUGGCGUGUGGUACCAAAUAGAAAAAUACUUCCAACGCUUCGAAACUGGUGGUAACUGCACUGGUGCGAGGUACACACUGAAUUCAGAUACUGGAGUUGUCACUGUGCUAAACUGGCAAGUGGUCAAUGGUGUUUUGGACACCAUUGAAGGUACCGCUACAGUGAACUCCACUGAUGGCAGUGCCAAACUAAGAGUCCGUCUGCCGAUUCGCAGCUCAGAUCCUAACAACCCAGAGUUUAGAGAAACAAACCUCUAUGUACUAAACACAGAUUAUACUUCAUAUUCACUAGCAUACUCCUGUGUAAAUCUUGAAGGCAAUCGCCGACAGGUCAGCGCAUGGAAACUGAGUCGUGCUCGUACAAUGUCGGAUGCCGGCAACGCCGCAAUAAGCGCCUACAUGGCGAAUAGGCAAGAAUUGCAGGACUCGUACUUCGUAGCCGUCGAUCAAAGUGACUCCUGUCCAGAACCUAGUUCGGCAACAUUAGUUAAGAACAGUAUUAUAAUGUUAGCUAUGUUGUGUAUUUCACUUGUGUAUUUGUCUUAGGCUAGCAAUUGUCUGUCCCUGAAUGUUUUAGUUAGUCAACUUCUUAUAAUCUCAGAGCGUUCCUCAAUACUAAAGGACCUGCUUGAGUGUUAUAGAAACUAUCAAUUCAAAUAUGACUAAGAAAUGCGGAUUCGAAAUUCAAAUUUUAUUGAAGCUAAAUGUAAAUUAUAUUACAUUACGAUUGUAAACUAUUGAUAGAUUACAAAUAAUCUAAUCUUAGUGUAAAGUUCGACAAUCGGACUAUAUAAAUUUGACAUUGAGUCAUAGAAAGUACUUCAGUCGAGUGUCAUAUCUGACUAUCUUAAAAUAAAAAUGCAAUGCAAAUGCAAAUAAAUAAAUAAUGCUUAUAAGUUGAUGUAACUUUGAGUCAAACAUGUAAUAAAUCUCCCAACUUUUGUAUCUAUUUGUAUACUUAGAAUGAUCGAUUAGAAUAUAAAUUUAAUUUAUUAA
This is a messenger RNA of Pieris rapae (cabbage white), 6418 nucleotides long. RefSeq lists its product as uncharacterized. The transcript has 32 exons. Gene Ontology annotation, molecular function: pigment binding. Bases 50 to 5968 code for a protein of 1972 amino acids. Lineage: Eukaryota; Metazoa; Arthropoda; Insecta; Lepidoptera; Pieridae. The record is from RefSeq and is a predicted model, not a curated record.